CGAGACAAUACCCUUCAGCACAUACUAUUGUGCUCAUACUCAAGCGGGCUUUAAGGUGAACCUACUUCUUGCUGGGACCACAGCUUUGCUCUCGACUCACUCUUUCUCGCCCUUUGAUCUUAGAAAUUUCGAAAUCAAUUACCACGAAGACGCUCAUUCAGCCUCGGUCGAGAGUACGAUAACAACUUCUGCAGAGCCAGGUCAGAACCCCAGCGAACAGAGUAACAAUCAAGUACUACAAUCGCGAUGGCCGAUAUCGAUGAUGAGCUAUUGGCUCUCGCGGGAGAUGCGUCCUCUGAUGAAGAAGGUGAUGCGCCAGUAAAUAACAGCAGAGAAAGUUCAGGUUCCGCAGACCGUAGACCUGCUGGCAAAGGUGGCGCAAAGAAGUCGAGUAGGAGCGCAAGUCGACGACAAGAUGAUUCCGAAGAAGAGGGCGAGGCCUCGUCUGGACAUUCGUCUCCCAAUUCUUUGCACUCUGCCCCAAUGGAUGAGUCUGAUUCCGAAUCAGACGCAGGUGCUGCUUUCGAUGACGGGGAUAAAUACCCCCUCGAGGGCAAGUUUAUGAACUCCACGGACAAGGCAGAAAUCAUGGCAAUGCCCGAGAUCAAGCGUGAAGAAUUGCUGGCAGAGCGUGCCCAGGAGGUCGAACGAGAUAGGCAGAACAGGGCUCUGCGUCAGCUUUUGAGUGCUCGUGAGGCGGAGAGCAAAAAAUUGGACAAGAAGAGGAAAGCCAGCGCAGCCGAGUUGGAGGAGAAUCAGCGGAAAACCUCACGGCAAAGGACGAAGCUUGGUGGUGGCAAAGUCGGAGAGGCAAGCACUGGUAUCGACAGUCUGAAGAAGGCGCGAGCGGAAAAGAAUGAUCGACAACGUCGCCGUGAUGAAGACAAGGAGAGAAAUAGGGAUCGCAGGGCUGUCCAAGACGAAUCUGAUCAAGAUGCAGAAGGAGAGAGUGAGCCCGAGUGGGAUGAUGGCAAGUCGAAGAACAAGAAGUCGAAAUCUCCAGACUACCGAGAUGCGGAGCCAGCUGGACUCCAUGACAUCGAGAGAGUCAGAGUUGGAAGAUCUAGAUUUGCUAUGGUUUGCUUCUAUCCUGGAUUUGACGAGGCUAUCACUGGAUGUUUUGUUCGCAUCAGUGUUGGCAUUGACAAGGAAAGUGGCCAAAAUAUCUAUCGGAUGGCAGUUAUCAAGGGGUUUGUUGAAGAUAGACCCUAUGCUAUCGAGACUGCCAACGGCAAGCACUUCAAGACCACUCAAUAUAUUCGUGCUGCGCAUGGAAAGGCGGAAAGAAAUUGGCCCUUCAUCACAUGCUCCGAUUCUCCUUUCACCGAGGCUGAGUGGAAUCGUUACAAGCAAACAUGUCUCGUUGAAGGUGUUCCUCUACCUACCAAGCCAAAGCUCUCGGGGAAAAUUGCAGAUAUCAACAACCUCGUCAAUCGCUCCUGGACCGAGGCUGAAUUACAGGAGAAACUUACAAAAUCCGGUGCUUUGGUCAACAAGUUUAUUCCAAUCGAACGUAACCGUUUGGCCAACUUAAUCAAGGAAGCCAAGGCGAGUGGCGACACAGAGAAAGAAGAGUCACUUCGCAAGGAGCUCGAGUCCCUUGACGGCCCAAAAUUAGCUUACAGCACAUCCAUGCAAUCAUCUCCAAAGAAAGCAUCUGGCCUGAGUCAACAAGAACGAUUGGCAGUACUCAAUAGGGAAAACCGUCGCAAGAAUGCCGAGGAGGUCCGCCAAGCACAAAUUGCUGAGAGAAGGGCUGCCAGAAAGGCGGAGGCCGCUAUCGCUCGUGGUGAAGAGGUCGUUGAAGACCAUUCACGCCGUGUCAAGACCCGCGCCAAGUUCAAGCACGAUGUAGCUGAUGCUUACGGUGCAAAGAAGAAUGACAGCGAGCGCAGUGGUACCAAUACUCCCGCAGCUGGGACGCCAAACCUCUCAGCAAAGAAAGUCUCCACUCCACUUCCUCAUAUUGCCAAGCUUCAAGCUGCAAAUGCAGAGAAGAAAGGCAUCCCAACUAUCCGACGACCUCUGAUGGAUGACGACAUCAUUGGUGCUAUUGAUCUUGGUAUCGACCUCGAACUCUAGAAUCGACUCUUAUUAGAAGCCUUUGGGGUAAUUUUCUUGCAACCGAGACAUGAUCGUUGAAUUCGGGGCGUCCAUAGCAUGUAUUUUAGAUUGCAAUCCUAAUAACAUGUCGCGGCAUUGACCAU
This is a messenger RNA of Mollisia scopiformis, 2207 nucleotides long. Its product is annotated as RNA polymerase II transcription elongation factor-like protein Rtf1p. Bases 247 to 2082 code for a protein of 611 amino acids. Gene Ontology annotation, cellular component: Cdc73/Paf1 complex. The transcript is spliced from 4 exons. Gene Ontology annotation, molecular function: DNA binding; RNA polymerase II C-terminal domain phosphoserine binding. The record is from RefSeq and is a predicted model, not a curated record. Lineage: Eukaryota; Fungi; Ascomycota; Leotiomycetes; Helotiales; Mollisiaceae.